This is a messenger RNA of Hippopotamus amphibius kiboko, 2631 nucleotides long. Its product is annotated as transcription factor-like 5 protein. Gene Ontology annotation, biological process: spermatogenesis; regulation of DNA-templated transcription. The transcript has a single exon. Gene Ontology annotation, molecular function: DNA-binding transcription factor activity, RNA polymerase II-specific; protein dimerization activity; RNA polymerase II cis-regulatory region sequence-specific DNA binding. Lineage: Eukaryota; Metazoa; Chordata; Mammalia; Artiodactyla; Hippopotamidae. Bases 24 to 1532 code for a protein of 502 amino acids. Gene Ontology annotation, cellular component: nucleus. The record is from RefSeq and is a predicted model, not a curated record.
CGCUCCCAGCCGUUGGCGCUGCCAUGUCGGGCCCCGGGCCGCGGGAGCCGCCGCAGGCGGGCGGGCCGGAGGGCCCCGAGGGCACGGACGCGGCGCUGGACGAGGCGGGGCUGAGCUUCACGACGGCCGACCUGAGCCUGGUGGAGAUGACGGAGAUGGAGUACACGCAGCUGCAGCACAUCCUCUACUCGCACAUGGAGGCGGAGGCGGCAGCGGAGGCGGCGGCGGCCGACGGCGAGCUCGAGACGCGCCUCAGCUCGGCCUUCCUGGCGGCGGCGGCGCCGGGGGACUUCGCGGCGGCGGCAGCGGGGGGCGCGCCACCCGUGUACCCCGUGCUGUGCCCCCCCGCGCUGGCCGACGGCGGCUUCGCGGGCACCAGCCCGUGCCUGGGCGCCGUCGACGUGCAGGAGCUGCACAGCAUGCUGCUGAGUGAGGCGGGCGCGGCCCCCGCCGCGGAGCGGACGCCGGGCGCUAACGGCCCGGGCCCCGGCGCGCCCCGGCCCCGGGCGCCCGAGGGCGCUGGCAAGGAGAACGCGGAGGGCGCGCCCGAGGCGCGGGCCAAGCCGGCCGUGCGCGACUGCCUGGAGGACCGCUUCAACAGCAUCCCCGCCGAGCCCCCGCCCGGCCCGCGCGGCGCGGCGCCCCCGGAACCCGGCGUGGCGCUCAGCAAUUUGGUAACUCUUAUUGGCCAUCCAUCCGAGUUAAUGAAUGUGCCUCUUCAUCAGCAGCAAAACAAAUGUACAACAUUAGGGAAAAACAAAACUGCUGCUGCAACAACCGCUUUGCAGUUUACAUACCCUCUGUUCACUACCAGUGCUUGCUCUACUAGUGGAAGUUCUCAUCUUUCCCAAACACAGAGUUCUAGUAACUCAUGUUCUAUACUCGAAGCUGCCAAGCAUCAGGAUAUUGGAUUGCCGAGAGCAUUUUCUUUCUGUUAUCAGCAAGAAACUGAAUCCACUAAACAGACUUUGGGUGGUAGAAACAAAGCUUUGCCGGAGCAGGUUUGGAUUAAAGUCGGGGAAGAAGCGCUAUGUAAACAAGCAAUAAAUAAGAGGAAUCGGAGUAGGAUAUGUCAGUUGGACACGCACAUAGAGCGAAGAGCCCUUGGAGAGAUUCAGAACGUGGGCGAAGCCUCCACAGCGGCGCAGGGUGCUUGGCCGUCGGCGGAGCUGUCCCAGGCCACCCUCGGGGAGCAGAUGCAGAGCGGGCCCCAGGGAGGCAGGUCCCAGCCCAGGGAGAGGCACAACCACAUGGAGAGAGAUAGAAGGCGCAGAAUCCGCAUCUCUUGUGACGAGUUGAAUCUUUUAGUCCCGUUCUGCAACGCCGAGACCGAUAAGGCAACGACCCUGCGGUGGACCACGGCCUUCCUGAAGUAUAUUCAGGAGAGACAUGGAGAUUCUCUUAAAAAGGAAUUCGAGAGUGUAUUUUGCAGUAAAACUGGCAGAAGGCUAAAGCUGACCACACCAGACUCCGUGGUGACGUGUCCCACACAGGAGAGUCUACAGAGUAGCCUGGCUACGGAGAUCGAGUGACUGAACGUGAACACGGAUUCCUGGGAAGUAAACGGCCGUUCCUUCGUGACCCAUGAACAUUUCCUAGGACCCUGGGACUCUGCUCUGAUAGUCUAAUUCUAAAGGGACAUGACUUAGCUGAUGGGACUCUGGGGGGACUUUGAAAGCACAUUUUGUAAAAAUAUUUAUCUGAAACAAAAUACUUACCCAUUAAUGUCCUCUUAGACCAUUUGGGGAUGAAGAUAUCUUGACAACUGUAAGUACUUUUUCAAUUAUCUGUCUGAUUCCAUCAUGUUUUCUUAACAUGAUAACUUAAAGAGAAUUAACAUCCUUUGUAAUCUCUUUAGUCUUAAAAGGUACAUUGCUUUUUACUUAUUUUAUUUACAUUUUAAAUAUGCCCCCUUAGCAACUAGAACAAGUUAAAUUGUUCUUAACUAUAAGUAGUUUGGAAAUUUUCUUUCAUUUGUUUAUCGCUUCCCCUUGUGACGACUUCUAGCUGCAUAGAAUUGUAUUGCAGGAUGCAGUCCUGUUUUAAACCUUUUUGCUAGAGAUUUUCCAGAGAUCGCCUUUAAAGGUGCUUUUGUCCACAGCUGAAAUACUGUCACAGUGGAUUGCUUCAAUGCCCUCAUUUUCAUAUUGAGAGUCAUUACUUUCUGUGUAAUAAACUGUAGUGUUUGGAACUGAAAAAAAAAAUGAAUGAUGUACACUUGGGGGAGGAGGAUGCUUUCAGACAAGCACCACAGCCCAGACCCACACAUUGAGCAGCAUUCCCUUCUGUCCGUGAACAGGUGCAAGCAAUGUUCUCUGUGGUCAUGUGACCUCCACUUCCAACCAUACCCCACUAGCCAUUAACUUAGUGGAUGUGACCAGGAAUCCCAUGCAGGCUUCUUCAGGAACCUGGGUGUACUGAAGCUGUCCCAGGAAGAUGAGGUGACACACACGUUGCAUCUAAUACAGCCCCAUCUUGGAGGGUGGUUGGACACUUUUUCUCAGUACCUCUUAGACACCAGUAAUUCAUGGUUUACUUCUUUUGUGGAUAUACUACUUUCACUAUAAAAUGGAUGUUUCUUGGGCAAUAUUUAUAUUGUUUGAAUUCUCAUGUGUAUCACGUCACAUUCUC